Messenger RNA from Cadophora gregata, 1461 nucleotides. RefSeq lists its product as uncharacterized. The record is from RefSeq and is a predicted model, not a curated record. The transcript has 5 exons. Bases 1 to 1461 code for a protein of 486 amino acids. Gene Ontology annotation, molecular function: aldehyde dehydrogenase (NAD+) activity. NCBI's taxonomy places the organism in Eukaryota, Fungi, Ascomycota, Leotiomycetes, Helotiales, Ploettnerulaceae.
AUGGCUCCAUCAGCAACCACCAACGGCAACGCCUCCAACGGCACGUCAAAGCUGUCAUGGGAUUCCUUCCACAAUACUAUUGACGGAAAGCCUGACAACGCAAAGAAUAGUCGCCAUGGUAUCAAUCCUGCCACGGAAGAGAACAGUUCAACAGUGCCAGUAGCAUCCCAGGAAGAUGUCGAUAGAGCCAUGGCAGCAGCUAAGAAGGCUUUCAAGACAUGGUCUGCUGUGCCAUAUCCUGAGCGUCAGAAAGCUGUCAGGGCUUUCGCAGAUGCGCUUGAGGCCGAGAAGGAGGGUUUCGCAAAGCUUCUUACUAAAGAGCAAGGAAAGCCGAUUAUGUUUGCCCAGAUGGAAAUCGACGCAGCAGUGUCCUGGCUCCGUGCAGCAGCAAGCCACGAUCUCAAGGAAGAGCGACUCGAAGACGACGAGAAGAUCAUUGUUGUUCGAUACACGCCCCUUGGCGUAGCAGUCGGUAUCGUCCCCUGGAACUUCCCGAUCCUUCUCGCAUGCGGCAAAAUUGGCAUGUCCCUCGUCACCGGCAACCCAAUCAUUAUCAAGCCUUCGCCAUUCACCCCUGCUGGAGGACUGAAGCUCGUGGAGCUGGGACAGCAGUUCUUCCCUCCUGGUGUGCUACAGGGCCUUUCUGGGGACGAUAAUCUGGGGAUCUGGCUCGUUGAGCAUGAGACGCCGGCGAAGAUUAGUUUUACGGGGUCGACUGCUACGGGAAAGAAGGUUAUGGCUUCGGCGAGUAAGACGUUGAAGAGGGUUACGCUUGAGCUGGGUGGCAAGGAUCCGGCGAUUAUUUGCGAUGAUGUGAAUAUUGAGGAGGUUGCUGCAAAGAUUGCCACCUAUGCAUUCCUCAACUCUGGACAGAUCUGCAUUGCCAUCAAACGUAUCUACGUCCACGAGAAGAUCAUCGACGAGUUCCGCGACGCCAUGGUCCGAUACACAAAGACACUUAAGCUGGGAGAGGGAAAUGAGGACGGCGUAUUCUUGGGUCCUAUCCAGAACAAGAUGCAAUACGACCGAGUCCAGGGCUUCUUCGAUGAUGCUAAGAAGGAGAAGAUGAACGUUGCAGUUGGAGGUGUCAACCCGUCAGGAAAGGGCUACUUCAUCACCCCAACGAUCAUUGAUCGUCCAGCUGAGGACUCCAGACUUGUUGUUGAGGAGCCUUUCGGCCCGAUCGUCCCACUCCUCAGCUUUGCCACUGACGACGAAGCCAUCGAAAAGGCAAACAACACACACUACGGUCUUGGAGGCUCAAUCUGGUCGUCCAACCUGGAGCGUGCGAAUAAAAUGGCUAUGAAGAUCGAGGCGGGUACCGUUUGGGUGAACACGCACACUGAUUUGGAUCCUCGCGUUCCUUUUGGUGGACAUAAGAAUUCGGGUAUUGGUUCGGAGAAUGGCCUCGCUGGUUUGAAGUCGUAUUGCAACUCGCAGACUUUGUUUUUGAAGAAGUGA